Molecule: messenger RNA, 4248 nt
Organism: Drosophila eugracilis
Lineage: Eukaryota; Metazoa; Arthropoda; Insecta; Diptera; Drosophilidae
Gene: Prp5
Product: probable ATP-dependent RNA helicase DDX46
Exons: 5
Coding region: 210-3872 (1220 amino acids)
Molecular function (GO): RNA binding; RNA helicase activity; ATP binding
Source: RefSeq, a predicted model, not a curated record
UAUAAAUUGGCAGAACAUCUCUAACCAUUACAAAUGUUUUUUUUGUGCAACUUGCGAGUGAAAAUUAUUUUAACUCUCAAUAAAAACAAUUAAAUUGUGUUGUUUAAAGUGCUUGGAUAGCUAAAGGCGGUCUUAACUGCACCAGCACCGCCAGUGAAUUGAAGGCGGGGUUGCGCUUAGCCGGCGUCCAAAAAUCUCUAAAGACCGCCAUGUCAAAAAGUUCCGGACGCGAUCGGGACAGGGAAAGAGAGCGUGAUCGUGAGAGGGAUCGUGAUCGAGAUCGGGAUAGGGACAGAGACCGGGAACGGGACAACCGGCAUGACAGCCGCAAUCGUGACUAUGACAUGGUUAAGUCCAGGAAUGGUGGUGGCGGCGGCGGAGGAGGAGGUGGUGGUGGUGGUUCGCGUAAUCUACGGGAUGACCGGAAGCGCGGCAAGGACAUGUCCAGCGACCGUGGUAGACGCGACGACAAGCGCAGGAAGCGUUCCAGAUCAAAGGACUACGAGAAAGACAACUCACCAUAUUAUAGACGCCUGGACAAGGAGAGGGAUCGUGAAAGGGAUCGUGAUCGGCAGCGGGAAAAAGAUCGAGAGCGUGAGAAGGACAAAGAACGUGAACGUGAAAAGGAUCGUGAGAGGGAUCGUCAGAGAGAACGGGAAUCGGAUGGCAGACGAACCGUUGCACCAGCUCCACUAGUUAUACCCGUGCCAUCGACCAGCUCUUCCGAGGAGGAAGUAGAGGAGAUUGACAAGGAGGAGCAGCAACGUCGACUGGAGCAGGAGAUGAUCAAGCGACGUGAACGUAUCGAAAGAUGGCGGGCAGAACGGAAGCGAGAUACUAAAGCACCUGUCGUGGCACCGACUGUAGUUAAAUCCGCAAAGAAAUGGAGCCUGGAAGAUGAAUCUGAAGAGGACGACAGUACUCCCACACCGCCACCGGAUUCUGGGAAGAAAGACGCCGAACCCGACUCGCCGCCAUCCAAGUUCCAUAGUAUACGUAAGCGUUUCGACGAUGACGUGGUAGAGUCUAAGUUCUCGCCUGUAAAACGUCCCACCUUCAGCAAGUCAUUUGGCGCCAAAUUAGGCAUUGGUCUGGGCCACAAAACCGAGGCGGAUAUCAAGAAAGAGCAACCAGUUGUGGAGGUUAAGAAGGAGAUUAAGAAGGAACCCGAACCAGCUCCCGUUAAGAUGGAGGUCGUUGAGGAGCCCGUCGACAAAAAGGAGGAGAAGGUCAAGAAGGAGCCUGAAAAGCAAAAGGUGGAUGAAAAACCAGAACCCACAGAUGAAGACAAGCCGGAACCUGAAGCGGAACCAGACGACGACAUAGAUCCACUGGAUGCCUACAUGCAGGAGGUUAACAAUGAGAUGCGACGUGUUAAUAAUUUUGUCAAUCCACCUACCAAAGCCCAGGGCGUAGUUAUCCUCACGGGAGUGGCCAAAAAGAAGACGACGACGAUAAAGAAGGGCGAACUGAUCGAACAAAAUAUGGACAGCCUGGAGUAUUCCAGUGAGGACGAAUUAGAAGAUAUACGUGACACGGCUGUUAACCUGGCGAUGAAACACCGCAAGGAGCUGGCCAAGAUUGAUCAUUCCUCUGUGACUUAUGCGCCCUUCCGCAAAAAUUUUUACGUCGAGGUGCCGGAAUUGAGUCGCAUGACCACCGGUGAUGUGGAGAAGUAUCGAACAGAGCUGGAAGGCGUCCAGGUUAAGGGCAAAGGAUGUCCGAAGCCCAUCAAGACCUGGGCGCAGUGUGGUGUCAGCAAGAAAGAGAUGGACGUGCUGCGGCGGCUGGGCUUUGAGAAGCCCACGCCCAUCCAGUGCCAGGCCAUACCGGCCAUCAUGUCCGGACGGGAUCUGAUAGGUAUUGCUAAAACUGGCAGUGGCAAGACGUUGGCAUUCAUUUUACCAAUGUUUAGGCACAUUCUGGACCAGCCGAGUCUGGAGGAUGGCGACGGUGCGAUUGCAAUCAUAAUGGCGCCCACGCGCGAACUCUGCAUGCAGAUUGGCAAGGAUAUUCGUAAGUUUAGCAAAUCGCUGGGUCUGCGGCCAGUUUGUGUUUAUGGUGGCACAGGGAUCUCCGAGCAAAUUGCCGAACUGAAGCGAGGCGCAGAGAUAAUUGUAUGUACGCCGGGUCGUAUGAUCGAUAUGUUGGCGGCGAACUCUGGACGUGUAACGAACCUGCGACGUGUCACCUAUGUCGUCUUGGACGAGGCAGAUCGGAUGUUCGACAUGGGCUUUGAGCCGCAGGUAAUGCGAAUCAUUGACAAUGUACGGCCGGAUCGCCAGACGGUUAUGUUCAGCGCCACGUUUCCAAGACAAAUGGAGGCACUGGCCCGCCGCAUCCUCAAGAAGCCCAUCGAGGUGAUCGUUGGCGGUCGAUCGGUUGUGUGCAAGGAUGUUGAACAGAAUGUGGUUAUUCUUAACGACGAUGCCAAGUUCUUCAAGUUGCUGGAACUGCUGGGUAUUUACCAGGAGGCCGGAAGCAUUAUCGUUUUCGUUGACAAACAGGAGAAUGCCGACAUCUUGCUGCGUGACCUUAUGAAAGCCUCGUAUCCCUGCAUGAGCCUGCACGGCGGCAUCGAUCAAUUCGAUCGCGACUCCACCAUUAUUGACUUCAAGUCAGGCAAGGUGAGGCUGUUGAUUGCCACAUCGGUGGCAGCGCGCGGCCUGGACGUUAAGGAUCUCAUACUGGUGGUCAACUACGAUGUACCCAAUCACUACGAGGACUAUGUGCACAGAUGUGGUCGAACCGGUAGGGCGGGCAAAAAGGGAAGCGCCUUUACGUUCAUCACACCGGAACAAUCGCGCUAUGCCGGUGACAUUAUCCGCGCUUUAGACCUAUCAGGGACACUGAUUCCUGCUGAACUGCAGACCCUUUGGACGGAGUACAAAACUGCACAGGAAGCUGAAGGCAAGACAGUGCACACGGGGGGCGGUUUCAGUGGCAAGGGUUUCAAGUUCGACGAACAGGAGUUCAAUGCCGUUAAAGAGAGCAAAAAGCUGCAGAAGGCAGCCUUGGGAUUGGCGGAUUCCGACGAUGAGGAGGAUAUCGAACAGGAUAUUGAUCAGCAGAUUGAGCAAAUCUUUGCUGCCAAGCGAACGGUUAAAGAUACUUCGGCCGCGGCAACGGCAGCAGCGGCGGCUGCUGCGGCGGCUGCAGCUGCUGCUGCUGUUUCGUCCGGAAAUCCAGGCCUUGCCUCGGCAGCGGCUCAAGCAGCGGCAGCUGCUGCUGCCAAUAUGGCAAUGGCAGCUGCAUCGGCAUCGGCGGCGGGUGGUGCUCAAAAUGCAGGUGCUGGAGGAGCUCUCAGCUCUGAUAAACUAGAGUUGGCCAAACGGUUAGCGUCCAAGAUCAACAGUACCAAGAACCUGGAUACUAAGGGCAGUGUGGUGACCGUGGAACCUAUUCUUAAGGGGCCGCAUGUCACUGGCACCGCUGCACCUCUACUGACCGCACGAACGGUGGCCGAACAGAUGGCCGCCAAGCUGAAUAACAAGUUGAAUUACCAGCCCAAGGAGGAUGAGGAGGGUCUGGGCCCACUAAUGGGUGGCACAACCAAUUCCUUUACCAAAUACGAGGAGGAACUGGAGAUUAACGAUUUCCCGCAACAGGCGCGAUGGAAAGUCACGUCCAAGGAGGCACUCGCCCAAAUCUCUGAAUACUCGGAGGCUGGUCUUACAGUGCGUGGAACGUAUGUGCCGCAAGGCAAGAAUCCACCGGAUGGCGAGAGGAAACUGUACCUGGCCAUCGAGAGUUGCAGCGAACUGGCCGUGCAGAAGGCCAAGCGUGAGAUCACACGCCUGAUCAAGGAGGAGCUGCUGAAGCUAAGUUCCGCUCAUCACGUAUUUAACAAGGGACGCUACAAGGUGGUCUAAACUAAACUUGUCAAGCCUCUCGCAAUGCUUAGAUAUAGAUAUGAUCAGAUAUAUAUAUAAGGAAUUGUUUGUGGCAUCCAUUGAACGCCCAUGCGGAUUUAUCCCCAUUAAAUUAAUUGGAUACAAGGAUUGUGUUUAAAUUGAAGAUGAUUUUAGAUUAUUUUAAACUCAAUUAUUAUUUGCAAAAUUUGUAAAAUUCAUUUGUUAAUAUAUUUGAUUGUAUGUAUCCAAUUAGAAACUAACAAAUUUUCAAAACUUUCUUUAUUAAUUUGCCAAAGCAAAUGGAUUUCUUAAAUCUGUGCAGAGCUCUUUCCUUGUAAUUUUAAAUCAAGAAAAUAAAUAUAUUUCUUAAAACUUCUCUUAAUGAAAAGAUAAA